GCAAAAAAAAGGAGUUUUAAAGCUUUUGCUUUUUUGGAUUGUGUGAAUGCUUCAUUCGCCUCACAAACAACCACAGAACCACAAGUGCGGUGCAAACUUUCUCCAGGAGGACAGCAAGAAGUCUCUGGUUUUUAAAUGGUUAAUCUCCGCAGGUCACUACCAGCCACCGAGACCAACAGAGUCAUUUAAGGCUGCAAGCAGAAUUUACAACAGAGGGUACAAGUUCUGUCUGAAAAAAAAAGGAGGGACUAUGGCAUCAAACAGCCUCUUCAGCACAGUGACACCAUGUCAGCAAAACUUCUUUUGGGAUCCGAGCACCAGCCGGCGCUUCAGCCCUCCCUCCAGCAGCCUGCAGCCCGGCAAGAUGAGCGACGUGAGCCCGGUGGUGGCUGCGCAACAGCAGCAGCAGCAGCAGCAGCAGCAGCAACAGCAACAGCAGCAGCAGCAGCAACAGCAGCAGGAGGCGGCGGCGGCGGCGGCGGCGGCGGCGGCGGCAGCGGCGGCCGCCGUGCCCCGGUUGCGGCCGCCGCACGACAACCGCACCAUGGUGGAGAUCAUCGCUGACCACCCGGCCGAGCUCGUCCGCACCGACAGCCCCAACUUCCUGUGCUCUGUGCUGCCCUCGCACUGGCGAUGCAACAAGACCCUGCCCGUGGCCUUCAAGGUGGUGGCCCUGGGAGAGGUACCAGAUGGAACUGUGGUUACCGUCAUGGCGGGCAACGAUGAAAAUUAUUCUGCCGAGCUCCGAAAUGCCUCUGCUGUUAUGAAAAACCAAGUAGCGAGGUUCAACGAUCUGAGAUUUGUGGGCCGGAGUGGAAGAGGCAAGAGUUUCACCUUGACCAUAACUGUCUUCACAAACCCUCCCCAAGUAGCCACCUAUCACAGAGCUAUUAAAGUUACAGUGGAUGGACCCCGGGAACCCAGAAGGCACAGACAGAAGCUUGAUGACUCUAAACCUAGUUUGUUCUCUGACCGCCUCAGUGAUUUAGGGCGCAUUCCUCAUCCCAGUAUGAGAGUAGGUGUCCCGCCUCAGAACCCACGGCCCUCCCUGAACUCUGCACCAAGUCCUUUUAAUCCACAAGGACAGAGUCAGAUUACAGACCCCAGGCAGGCCCAGUCUUCCCCGCCGUGGUCCUAUGACCAGUCUUACCCCUCCUACCUGAGCCAGAUGACGUCCCCAUCCAUACACUCCACCACCCCGCUGUCUUCCACACGGGGCACGGGGCUUCCUGCCAUCACCGACGUGCCCAGGCGCAUUUCAGCUCGAAGCCGCUACUCACUCCGCUGAGUUGCAUCACUGACAAGCUGAAGCUCCACCAGCAGGCUUGCAGGUUUUGAUUAGUUCAGACUCCUUUCUUUCUUUCCACUUGGGAGGAGGGAAGGCUUUGUUUCUCAAGCGAAUGGCAGGAAAGGGCUCUCUGGUCCUAGUGCCCUUCACAUUUUCUACAGCAGAUGGACUCCCGCAGGGGUGAGUAGGGAAAGAAGAGGGGUGGAGGGAGAACCACAAAACCCUUUGGAAAACCAUGUUCCCACUUUUCAUUAUGACUGCUAUUAUUAUUUUUAUGAAUCACAUGGUAUUUAUUGGGGAAUUGUGCAGAGUGUAGAAUUUUAGUUAUCAUCUCCCUUGACAGGAAUGACUCCCUCCUUUAGGCAAACAUCAAUUAAAGACACGGGAAAGGAUGAGUAAGGCACAGUGGGGAGAAUGAGGGCUGAUGUGGGAUCAAAGGCAGUGUUGGAUGGUGUCGAAGUAGUUCUGGUCAUUCCUUCUGUAUUUUAUACUGGACCUGUUUUGUUUUACAUGGGGCCAAAAUGACACUUUGCCAGGACAGAUUUGUGCAAACUUGCUUCUGUUUAGGGUCCUCUGGGGUUUCCAUCUGUCCAACCCUCUGUGGCUGAAGCAGACUUUGUUAUUUGUCCCCUGGCAGUACCUAGAGGAAAAAAACCUCAGGGAGUGAUUAUUGCUUUAGAGACAUUUUAUCUACAGCACCUUCUUACCCAGGUGUAUUCACAUAAAAUUCAGUAGGAAAACCAUUGAAAGUAACACUGAGACAAUGCUGCAUACGUGGGCAGUCAUGAUCGUCUAUCAUUUACAUGUGUAAUCUAGAAUAGCUAGAUUACUUUGAGUCAACUUACUGAUAAUUAUUUAAAACACUUCCAUAAACUAAUAACAACAUGACUCUUUUCCAUUUCACAGACGAGGCAGUAGGAGCAGAAACUGGUUACUUAUCCAGUCAUAUACUGGUCUGAGGCCAAGGGUAGGAAUGAGCCUCUGCUCUAAACUAGUUUAAAACUGAGUUUAGUCCAGAUUUUUCCUCCUGCCCCAGACAUUUCUGUGAGUUGUUACUGGCAAAGUGACAUGGUGCCAGGGUGGGAGGUUCUGUGUAAACAUUCAAGGGAGGAGAGCAGAAAAUCCCUCUUGUCAGCAUAUUGGGAAACAGGAAGAAAGAACUAGAUAUGGACUGUCAGGGAACUGGAGGAGCCCUGAUUUGAUUUACCUGACCUUGCUCUUGAGUGUUGGGCUGUGCCAGCAUCCCAGAGUGCAGCUUGGUGGGCUUGGGGACCAAGUCAGCUGGAACGAGUGCCCUUUUCACUUCCCUGGGGACCAGUCCUAGGUCCUAGGGACCUGUCUGGAAUGGAGCCCGUCUCAUAGGGUCCAAGGUGCCAAGUUGCAUAGUUUCUGUCUUUAUUAUUCCCCCCCAAUAUCUAAAGCGGUCCCUAAGGUCCAGGAUGCUAUCUUCGUAGCAUAGACAGCUAAAAUAUUAACCUUCAUUUCCACCUCCAAGCAGUCGUGUGUGUUUCCUCUUUGAGAUGCUUUCCGGAACAGUUCAGAUUUUUAUGUAAAGAACUGUUCUCAUCUCCCUAUCUGAAGGGGUUAAAGAAAUAGUCUCAGAUGAUCUGGGGUGAGAACAAACUCCUUACUUAUACAGUAGGAUUGGAGGUUUAGACCCAGGUUUGAAUCCCAGCUCAUGCACAUAUUAGGCAAGUUUCUUACUUCUCUGAAAUGUAGCUUUAUUAUUUGUAAAAUAAGGAUAUAAUAUUAAUGUCCUAGGGCUACCGUGAGGAUUAAAUGAGGUGCUUUAUGUAAAGUGCGAGCAGCAUGCCUCACACAUGCUAGUUGCUCAAUAGAUUGUAGCUGAUCAUUAUGAAGCUAAAAUGGCUUUGUAAAAAUUGCUUAUCUGUAUAGAAUUUGCAGGCAAGCGCCAGCUUAAAUGAGUCAAGUAGGUAAAAAUCUAAACGCUUUAACGAGGAUUAUUUGCUUUGCAAAAUGGAUCCACCACAGACCAUGUUUAAAACAAAAACUCUUGAAAUUUUAAGUAUUUAAGUGAGUUAAUGCUGAGAUGUAAUUCAUAGAGCACUGAACAUAAUGCCUAGCACACAGAAGUACUCAAAGUUUGCUAUAACUAUUACUGUAUAGAUUUAGAAUGAAUAUCUGUAGCGCUAAAAGCAGGUGUGAGCCAUUCACAAAAGGCCAAUCACGCACUAAGAGAAAAUAACUAUUCUAAUAUCGGAGAAUGGAAUGAUCAUGUUCUUUUCCAAGGAAUCGUAGGAAUAAAAGCAACUAGAAAGAUCUUUCAGAAAGACCUGUUCCUAAAGAAAUUCCAUUUCAUCCUACAAAACCAUUCCAAAGAAAGAUCCUCAUUUAAUAUACUUAAAGAUUGUUAGAGCAUCCAAUUUUACAACUUCAUUUGGUAUCCUUCCUUCUGAGUAAUUUUUCAAGUGUAGCUACAUUUAUACUAGAACUUAAUGAAUUCCAGUGAUGACAGUGAUGCUAUAUCGCAUUUCCCCUGCAGUCACCCUCACGGAAGCCAAAUAUAAAUAAAAAUACGAUGGUGGAGGUGUGUUACCCACAAUCCUUACAACCUGCAAGUGAAGAUGCAAAGCCAGAUGUCUUGAAGUUCAUAGGCACAAUACAAAGAUUCAGGAGAUACUUCCUUAAUCUGGAGUGGCCUUCAAUAUUAUAACAAAAACAAUAGCAGCAGUCAUAGGUUUUUGACCAAACAAUAAAUUAUUGUCCUGUAAUUGACUAAUAGGGCUUACCUUAUUGUAAUGAGCUUAGUUCAUAUCCAAGUGAAUUAUAAAAAUCAAAUGCUGCUUAUCAGCAACCAGUCUGGAGACAUUACAGUGUGAGAGAAACCCUCUAGGGGUUGAUUCCCCUCCCGUCCCAUACUUCUUAUCACACAACAAUCUGUGUUUAAGUAGCAUCCUUCACCCCUGAGGGAUUUCGUACAUUAUCUCAUUUCAUCUUGUGUGAUCCUAAAAGAAUAUUCACUAUACAGAAAAUUCACUCUGAUUCUAUCCAAGAGUCAAGUAUGGCAAGACAAGGACAAGUAAGCCUGAUGAUAACCCAGACCAUUGUCUGUAUCAUUGCAAGAAUUUUCUCACCCAUGGCAUUUGUGAUGUUCAGAACAUUUGUGAGUCUUGGCACAAAGAUUGUCAUUGCUUUUCUGCAGGUUAUCACGAAACACCAUGUAAAUAAAUAAUUACAGACUUUUCAAAAUGUAUUUUAGGUAAUUAUCCUACUAGGAAAAGAAACACGACCGUUUAUUGAGUCUGAUUCUUGGACUUGUGGGUCAGAGUACGAGCUGUUGUUAGUGUCCUGAAGGAGAUGACGACUCCUCCCCUGUCCCAUCCACCUGAGUAAAGUAGCUUCGAUUAACCCAAGUCUGUACCACUCUUUGGCAUACACGAAGUGGAAAAGGUUAAUACAAGCAUUUUUCUAUGAUCUUGGUCGCUGUGCCCAUGGACCUCUCUGAUGCUUUUGGGAGAUCUCUUAAGAGAGUUAAGGUACAUGAAUUAGAGAUGCAGGGAAGGGCCAUGCGUGUUUUCUGCCUCAGUUACUCUGGGAGAGGCCAGUGCAGAUUGUAUGGAUUUUUUAUCUCCAUUCAUAGGAUUUUUUUUUUUUUUUUUACAUAAGACAGAGUUAGAAACUGUAAUCUUUUUGAGGGUUACAUAUUUUUUUGUGUGUUUUUUUCAUCAAAUGGUCUUGAAUUUCUUCUUUCAAAAUAUUUAAAUAUCAAAAAAUUCCACUUAAUCAACUGCACAAGACUAUUAAGGAUGUCUCUGUUUUUAUGACUCUCAGUCACUAAACUAUAAUAUUUCCAAAGGUCAGCAGAAUAGGCGUUAGUCUAAUAAAUAAAGCUACUAAAAAUUAUUUUAUUACUACCACAAAAUCUAGACAUGGCCAGUGGAAAAACCCCAUUUUAUCAUUCAAGGUCUGCUGGGAGGGUGGUUUCAUGUAAUUUCAAACCCGGCAGUGUUUGAUGCAGUUCGUUUUUAAAUGUCCCUUAUAACCGAGUUUCUAUCAAGUCCCCUGAGUCCGGUGUUGAAACCAGAGGCUUCAGUAAUGUGCCAAGGAUACGUGGACAUUUAUUUUCUCGGGACCACUCUUAACUCACAGGAGGGAGUGACGCCUUAAGAGAGGUUAAAAGGAAAACUCCAGCAAUUAAUACUAAUAAAGCAGAAAGUUAAGGCGACUAUAAUAAAACACUAGAACAUCUACUUUUUACUACAGAACCAUUCCUUUAUUAAGAGCCACCUGUUUGGUAGACACACAUGUGCCACAGCAGCCACGGGCAAGUAAUUAAGUUUAAUAAGAGCCACUCUUAUUUUGAAGAAGUUCUCUGUUUAAAGCCACAGAGGGGGAAGUUAUUAAAUUUAAUAGACCCUAAACAAAGGCAAGCCCUGUGUUACCGGUGGAAUGUUGGUCAGUAUUCUCUGUUAAUUCGACCGUGAUUGGUUGGGUUAUUUUUGCAGUCUGUAAGUUGAAAUUCACCUUGCUUUCUCGCAAGACGGGCUGUCUUCCGACACGAGCCGAUGAUGUCUUGAUCUGAUCACCGUGGGCCCAGGUUCAGGGCAGACCUGGACCUCAGUUGACGACGGGUUCUGAGUUACUGGUGCUGGGGACCGAGGAAGCGGUUUCCAUUCUGACUAGAUGAGUUGGGGGAGUUGGCCCGGCCCACAGAACUGACUGAACUUGGUUAUAUGAUAUUUACUGUUACAUUGUAGGUAGACAGAGGUACCAGAGCUCAGAAUGAAACUUGCGUGCGUGGCUUGACUCCGAUGUUAUACGUGGUUCUUUAUAGCUGUUUUCCCGCGGGUCUGUUCUCGAUACAUGUACCACCACCCACACGCGAGGAAAAGCUUUAGUGACGAAGGGACUCAUAAGGGACUCAUGGGUACGCAGGGAUGGCAAAGACGUGGCUACAGAUUCUAUUGAAAGGUUUGCUACAAUCCCUUUCUUUUGUAGAAGAAGACUUGGGAGCUUGCACCUCACUUCACCAAAAGUACUGGAGUUAAUUUUUUAGUGACACGGUGGCUCCUGUGGUUCGAUGGGAUCCGAGAAGAGGGUGGAGGCAGUUUAACUGAGGAAGCCAGACUUUUAGUUUCAUUGUCACUGAAGAUUCUUCGUGUUAUUCUCAGAUAUGUCCGUCAGUGAAUUCAUUGUGCUUCUGUUGGCCCCUGUGAACAAAUUGUCCGUCCACACAUCUCAGAAUUUUCUGCAAGGAGUGAGUUAAUGUCUGCCCAGGGAUUUGUUGCUCUUAGGACUUCUAGCAAAGAAAGCUUGCCUUACCUGAUAACUGCCGGUGGAGAAACUAAGUUGUGUCCUUAGCCUCCAAACAGUAGAAACGUACUAUUUUUAUUUUUAUCUCUCUCUAUACAUGUUUUAGAAUGGAUACUUUAUUUUUUUAGAGCAGUUUUGGAUUUACUGAAAAAUUUAGCAUAAAGUAGAGUGGGGAUAUAUCCACCCCCGCCCCCCCAACCGCCAUUUUGUCUUAUUAGUCACAUCUUGCAUUUGUGUGGUGCAUUUGUUACAACUGAUAAACCAAUAUCGAUAUGUUAUUUUUAACUGAAGUGCAUAGUUUAUGUUAUGUUAACUCUCAACAUUGUGCACUUCUGUGGGUUUUUUUUUUUCAAAUACACAAUGCCAUGUAUGCAGCACUAUAGGGUCAUUCAGAAUAGUUUCAUUGCCCUAAAAAUCCCCUGGGCUCUACCUGUCUAUCCCUACCUACCUGCUCCCAUGGCCCCUGGAAGUCAUCUUUUUCCUGUCUCUCUAGUUUUGCCUUUUCCAGAAUGUCGUAUAAUUGGAAUCAUGCAACUUGUAGCCUGACUUUCAGACUGGCUUCUUUCGCUUACUUAACCAUGUGCCUUUAAGGCCCCUCCAUAUCUUGUCAUGACCUGAUAAGUCACUUCUUUUCACCGCUGGGUACUGUUCUAUUGUGAGGACGUUGUUGUACUUUUUAAAACCUCAAAGCCACUCUCGCAGCACCUGGAAUACCCCCAUCCCAAUUUGUUUUGUCACUGACUUCGUCAGUGAGAUUUCUUUUUUUAGAAAGCAUUUCAUCCAUUCCUUCCUGGGGAAACACGAUUGUGGUUGUCCAUACCUUUGGUCCAUUUUUUUUUUUUUUAAUUAAGAUUUUUCUUUAGUUUUAUCCAUAGACAGCUUACCAAACAUUUACAUUUAGGUGAUGAUUCUUAACAAUUCAAGAACGGGAGAGACCCAACUAAAAAAAAAAAAACAAAACAACCCAUUUAUCUGGCUACUUCACUGCCUCCCCAGAUAUUCAGCUCUGCCUAGGUAAAGGAUGCUCCUUUUCUCUAAGAAUGCCUGGCGUUCCUUAAGUAAGCUGCACUGUUUCCCACUCCACACUAGCCCUUUUCUCCACCAAGGCCCCGCCCAUCUUUGUCAGCCACCUCUUUCCUAGAAGGAAUCCCUUCCCCAACCAUCACUUUCCUCCAAGUUUAUUACUCUCCCUACACCUGUCCAUUUCUCAUCUCCCUGCUUUGGACACACCUCUAAUGUGUGCCCCCCUUCCUUUAGCACGAUAAUCUGCGUCCAUGCCUUUCCCCUUCUAUAGGAGGUAAGCGUCUCACUGUCAAGGACCGUGACUGUGUUGUACAUAUUCUUGAACUCUUAUAACCCAGCACAGUUUUGGGCACAUAGUAUGUGCUCAGUAAAUCUUUAAUGAGACAAAUAAUAGUGGGAAAGACGAUAGAAAACUACAGGAAGAUAGGCAUGUAGAAGAAACAAGGAUAGAAGAAAGGGAAAAAGAAAAAAGAUUUUGUUCACCUGGAACAACAAAGAAAGGGUGAAACAAGAGGGACUUUUAUUGCUGAUAAGGACAGGAAAUAGCACAGUAUGAGUGUGCAUAAGCAGUAUAUAUUUUUAUCUCCAAGCCUUUCUGCAAUGUGUUUCAUAUUUAGAACACAUAGCAAGACUGCAUCUGUUUCCAGAACUUGCCGCUAACAGUUGGUAAUAAUGCCAAAACAUACUUUCGUUCCAGCUUGAAACCAAAUGAUCAAGUAGAAUUUUUGAUUUCUAAUUUGGAGCCUGACAUUCAUUCUAGCCAUCAUGCAAUAAAGUGUCAAAGUCUUUUCUGAGAAAAUAAUAGAAAUUCUAUUAGCUAAGCUGUAAAUUGAAGCUCAAAGCAAAAGAUCCAGUUUUGUGACAGCAUUUCUCACAAAGUCUUACCUUUCUCCAGACCGACCUUCGUUCUCCCCCAUCCUCCCCGCUCUUUAAGCCCUUGCUGUGUGAUAGGGUUUCAUGUCACCUCACUGUCCUGGGCAGUGGUCUCUGGGCACGCCACAGUUUGUCAGCGUCCCUCUUUAUGCCUGGUGCCCAGAACAAAACUCCUUUAUUGUGUCAGCCUCAGCAGAGGUGGCCUCAGUGCUUUGGUGACCACGUUACAUUAUUCUCUCAUGUUUGCCAUUUUUUUGUCAAACUGCAUUGCUCCCAUUGUUUUCCUUUCAUGGUUGUUUUGGUUUGUUGUUUGUUGUUUUUUGUCGUUGUUUGUUUUGUUUUUCAGAUCCAAGUCUGAUCAUAUAUAGUUACUCCUGUUCGGUUUUAUCUUCAUUCUUAUCUUAUUCACGUCUUAAGUUGAUUCUUUGUUCCUGCCUGUGACGAAAUUUUGGGGUUUUUAUAACCUCACCCAAUAUACAACAGAUAGCCUCUUGCGUUCCCUCCAGCCUAGGAUGUCUUUCUUCAGUUUAUGUCAGUCAUUUCAAGUCUGCUCAGCAGACACUUGGUACAUAAUUAUCGUGUGCUUAGGCAGGCAACACACAGAAACAAAACCGAAGACAUCAUCCGUGCUUAGGAGAUGACGUAAUACACAUAUGACCCAGUUACAUUGUGACGCCAGCUCCGGUAGAUGCCAGAAUGUGCAAAAAUGCUCGGGAGUUUAGUGACAGGACAUCUCUUUUGCCCUGCUGCAUGAGCAACUUAAGGCCUCUCCUUAGGAAAUUAAAAAAAAAAAAAAAUUCCAUUCUGCUAGAUUCUACUUUCAGUCUGAAUCACUUCAACAAUUACAUUUUCAGCUGGAGAAAGAAAAUUCCACUCGUUGGCAUGUGUGGUUUCAUAAUAUUUCUUAAGAUAUGGCAAGAAUAUAUAAAAAAUCUCGUCUUGGGGCGCCUGGGUGGCUCAGUCGGUUGAGCGUCCGACUUCGGCUCAGGUCACGAUCUCGCGGUCCGUGAGUUCGAGCCCCGCGUCGGGCUCUGUGCUGACAGCUCAGAGCCUGGAGCCUGUUUCAGAUUCUGUGUCUCCCUCUCUCUGACCUUCCCCCAUUCAUGCUCUGUCUCUCUCUGUCUCAAAAAUAAAUAAACAUUUAAAAAAAGAAAAGCUGUCUUUAAAAAAAAAAAGAAAAAGAAAAAAAAAUCUCGUCUUUUCCUAGCUAGAUUGGAAGUUCCCCUAGGCCAAGGACCUGGCCUGCUAAUCCUUUGCUAUCUGUCUGUGAGUCCUAGUCUUGUGGUCUGCCUGUAUGGGGAGUACUUGCUCAUGGCAGAAGGGUCUGUCCAAUAGUGCUCCCUGCUUUCGGGUUGCUUACACCGUAACUGUUGUUAGGAGUUGCUAAUAGGUCUAGAAGUGGGAUUGGUAGGAGACUAAUGACAAUUGCCAUUUUUUAAAAUUUUUUUAAUUUACAUCCAAGUUAGUUAGCAUAUAGUGCAAUCAUGAUUUCAGGAGUAGAUUCCUUAAUGCCCCUUACCCAUUUAACCCAUCCUCCCCCCGCCCCCACCACCACCCCUCCAGGAACCCUCUGUUUGCUCUCCAUAUUUAAGAGUCUGUUAUGUUUUGGCCCUGACAAUUGCCAUUUCUUAAUUUCAUAUUUCGUAUGCACAAACACGGUCCUAGCAUGUGUUUAUAUUAUAGAAUUUUUACUGUCUCUUAUUGUAUUUACUUGUUAAAUUUAUUGAGAGAGAGAGAGAGAGAGAAUGGGGGAAGGGCAGAGAGAGGGAGAGAGAAUCCCAGUCAGGCUCCACACUAUCGGUGUGGAGCCUGAUGUGGGGCACCGUGUCCCAAACUGUGAGAUCAUGACCUGAGCCGAAACCUAAGAGUCAGAUGCUUAACCAACUGAGCCCCCCAGGCACGCUUACUAUCUCUUUUAAAGUGAAGCAACACUGUUAGUCUUAUGCUGUAACAUACAUAUAUGUAGGUAUUCACCUGUUCACUACAUUGAGAAUGAAUAUACAUGUAAAUAUUCUUGACAGGUCUAGUAUUUGGGAUGUUAAUUAAUAUUAGCCAAACUACCGCUUUAACUUCUCUCAGGAAAAACAGGCCCCACUGAAACCGCCCCCCCCCCCCCAUGACCUACUAUUAUUUUGUUACUUCAGUCAGCAUUGAUUUCUCAGGAAAUCCGCAUUGAUCACUGCUGGUGGAAAGGGGAAAGAGACGCUGCAUGAUUAUUUUAAGUUUGGUUUUAUAUUUAUUAAUAUGUAGAAAUAGUUACGAGGGGAAACUUAGAAAGAUAUCAUUGAAAGAGGUAACUAAACAAGUAAAAAGUUGACAUAUAAUUAAAAACCUAUAGGAAUCAUUCCUAGUGACCCAUGGGGGAAAGAAAAAAAAAAACCCUAUAGGAUAAAAUACAAAUGACAGCACUUUAUUUAUUUAUGUAUUUAUGUAUUUAUUUAUUUAUUUUAUUUAUUUAUUUUCAAAUGACAGCACUUUGAGUUAUUCACAGUCCUUUUUAGACAGCAUUUUAUUUUGAACAGUUCAAAGUCCUUUUCAGUCUCCCUUUUUCUUUGUUUUCUUAAAAAAUGAAUAGGAAGGAUAUAUUAUUAAAUUGGGUCAGAAUUGGUUCGAGGUAAAUCUCAGAUCCCAUUUGUACUACCGUCUAAUUUUUUUUUUUUUUUUAUGUGACUCUCACGAAAUUCAUGAAUCUCCAAUCCAUGACAGUCACGUAAAUAAAAUUCUGCUUAGGUACCAGUGUCCCUGAAUAUCUCAAAGGAUUUCUUAUGCAGGAAGGUGUCAUCUUUUCCAGAGAGACUUUGGCCUUGGGUGAUAAACUUAGAAAUGCAGUCAAGCACAGUAGACUGGAACAAGACUGAUGUUUCUAUAUCCAGAGUUCACCGCUGUCUCUCUGAUCAAAAUGGACACUGUUCCAGCUCCCUGUCAUAAUUAGUAAUAAUGCCAUAGUUAAUGGAAUAAUAAUAACAAAUAUAAUAAUAGUUAUAAACACUCCACCCUGUGCCAAGGAGCGCAGUGAUUCAUGAUAAAUCAAUAAUAAACCCAUUGAUGUGGUCACAUUAAAUCCAUACAUAAUUAAGAAGAACCCUUUCCAAACAAAAGCCACAGAAGGAAUUAAAAUAGGCUCGGAAAAGAGGAAAAAGUCUGAUAAUAGUGUUGUGGUACUCAUCAUGAAAAAAAAACAAACCUGGAAGCUUCCAAACUAUACCUUAGGAAAACAAUACGUGCUCAGUUUUGCUUAAGGGUACAGUGGAGAGUCGAUCUGAAAGAUUCUGAAAAAGAAGGAGAUUGGCCUUCUGGGCAAUUAACAACAGAAAUAACAGAAACAACAGGAAGUUAUUUUUCUGACCUUAGAAGUUCGUAGGUGUCACAGGUACUGUACCUUUGAAGCAUUACUAGUGUCUUGUUUUUUGGUCUGCUCUGACAAUCUCUGUCUUUUAAUUGGUGCAUUUAGACCACUGACAUUCAAAGUGUUGGAUUGACAUGGUUGGAUUACUAUCUACAUAUUUGUUACUAUUUUUUAUUAUUGCCCUGUUUUUUAUCCUAUGUCUUGUCUUUCACUCUUUUUCUUUUUUAAAGUUAUUUAUUUAUUUUGAUUGAGAGAGAGAGAGCACAGGGGAGCGGCAGAGAAAGAGGGAGAGAGAGAAUCCCGGGAAGCCUCCACACAGACAGCAUAGAGCCUGAUGCGGGGCUCAAACUCAUGAACCGUUGAGAUCAUGACCUGAGCCGAAACAGAGUCGGAUGCUUAACCGACUGAGCCACCCAGGUGCCCUGCCCUCUUCCACUCUUUUUCUACCUUUCGUGGUUUUAGUUCAGCAUUUUAUAUGAUUCUGUUAUCUCUCCUUUCCUAGCAUAUCAGUUAUGCUUCUCUCUUUACCCUCUUUUCAUGGUUAUCCGAGUUUGCAAUAUACAUUCACCACUACUCCCAGUCUACCUUCACUAACACUAUAGCACUUCAUGGAUAGAUAGUGUGAGUACCUUAUAACCUAUAAACAUCUGUGUAUACAUUUUAUGUGGACAUAACUUUUCAGCUUCAUUGGGUGAAUGCCAAGGAGUGCAAUUGCUGGAUCACGUGGUAAGAGCGUAUUUACUUUUGUAAGAAGCUGCCAAACUGUUUCCCAAAGUGGCUGUGCCAUGUUGCAUUCCAAAGCAGCAAUGAAUGGGAGUUCCUGCUGCUUUAUGUAAUCUCUUUGUGCCUUUAUAUCUAAAGUGGGCUUCUUGUAGAUUACGUACAGUUGGAUUUUUUGAUCUACUCUUAACAGUCUCUGUCCUAAAUGGUGCUCAAUGAUCAUUGAUGUUCAAGUGCGUAACGAUACUGUUGGGUUAAUAGUUGGAUUAACCUUGGAAGGGUUAGUAAAACCUCAGAUGACCUGUUUAAUCCAGCAAAUGAUUAGAGCAUUUAAAUUGGGACAUACACCCCCAAAAUUGGAUUGAACCCAACACUGAUAAAAUAGCAGCUGCUUGGGGUGCCUGGGUGGCUCAGUCGGUUAAGCGUCCGACUUCAGCUCAGGUCAUGAUCUCACAGUCCGUGAGUUCGAGCCCCGCGUCAGGCUCUCUGCUGAUAGCUCAGAGCCUGGAGCCUGCUUCGAAUUCUGUGUCUCCCUCUCUCUCUGUGCCCUUCCCCUGCUCAUGCUCUGUCUCUCUCUGUCUCAAAAAUAAAUAAAAACACUUAAAAAAAAUAGCAGCUGCUCAAUAAAAUUGUGUUGCAUUGGUUUGGCUUAUUAGAAAAUACUCCUUCCGAGGCCCAGGCAUAUAGCACAGUGAUCAAACACUCAUAGCAUCACUUGCAACAUGCUGGAAACAGCGCUUUGCUGGAAAUUGAGGAACCUGAGUUUUGAGCAGCUCACUUAAGUUUUCUAUGGGUCUUAGGUUCCUUGUGUGUGAAAUGAGCGAGUUGGGCUAGAUACUCUCCAGGGUGCAUCAUAAAGCUCUGAAUGUCUGUGAUUCUAAAAUAAGUCCCGAAGGGGUGGGUUUUCUCUCAGAAACAUUUAGGAACCAGCAGAUCAAAAAUCUAUAUACCGCCACCCAUAACAAAAAUAAAAGCUAGCAUAGUACUUGGUUUAUGAACUAAAUUAGUAGGAAUAACUACUGUAGGUGUCAAGAAAAGUUUGUCCUGUGUUUCAGUUGAUUCUGUUGAGAAACAAUCUAGGAUCAGGUGAAUUAGUGCCAAAGACCUUGACACUUGACCACAGGUGACUUUCUAUUUAACAUGAAGCCUCUUACGCUUGCAUGUAUGUCUGAGUCUGCAGAGAGAUUUUGAAACCACGGCUUUAUUAAAAUUAAAAAAAAAAUUAUUGACAUUUUAUAUACCUUUGCAUGGUUUUAUGUGACUUAUCUAACCUGGGGUUGGUUAUAAUGAAAUACAAUUUAUCUUACUGGAGAACUGAGAAUCUUACCCGCUAACAGUUAUGAAAACAAAAGAACAGGUGAAUUCUAUUAAUAAUAGGCUAAAUGGGAUGUGAGGACCAGACUUUCUAUAUUAAAGAAAUAAUAUAUUUAGAAAAAAUAUUAUUAGAAUUAUAACAAGAAGUUCCUUUUAGUGAAACAUUGCUAUCAUAGUACUUUAUGACCACAUGAUGAAAGUCUUCAUUAAUACAAAUCAUUGUCAACAUUAAAUCCACUCGUUUAUUGAGACUGUUCCAGUCACCAGAGAUACAGUGAUGGGUAAGACAGAAAAGCUCAGGGAACUUUCUCUGCUGACAUAUGAUAUAGUCAUUAAACAGUCUUUGGAGCCAGACUCUGUGGGUUUCAAUCUGGGCUUUUUGACUCACUUGCUAUGUGAUCUUGGGACUAUUACUUAGCUUGUGUGUACCACAAUUUCCUCAUCUGUGAAGUGGGCUAAUAAUAAUAAUAAUAAUAAUAAUAAUGAUAACAAUACCACUAACUUCAGAAGGUUGUUAUGAGGACAAAAGGAUAAAGUACAUAAAGCUCUUAGAAUAAUGCCUGGUAAUAAGUGUUAGUUAUUAUUGGGGAAGGGUAGGCAAUUGAAAAUGAGAAAAUAUUACCUAGGGAUAUGUGCUGUAAAGAAAGUAAAAUAGGGUGAUGUUAUGAGGAAGCUUACUGCAGACAGCAGAGAAGGCCAGAGCAAGGGCCCUGAGGUGGGGAGAAGAAUGUCCGGUGGCUGGAGUGGGUAGAAGAUGAGAUGAAAUCAGAGAGUUUGCUACUCCAGGUCAUGCUGGGCCUCUGCUGGUCAGGAGCAAAGGUUUGGGUUUGCUGGUCCGAGCAGCCAUAAGCCAUAGGCAGAUCCUUUUUUUUUUUUUUUUUUUUUUUAAUUUUUUUUUAAGCUUAUAUAUUUAUUUGGAGAGAGAGAGAUCAGGGAAGGGGCAGAGAGAGAGGGAGAAUCCCAAGCUGGCUCUGUGCUGUCAGUGCGGAGCCCGACAUAGGGCUCGAACUCGUGAACUGUGAGAUCAUGACCUGAGCCGAAAUCAAGACCGAGCCAUUCAGGCGCGCCCCUGCCAUGGGCCGAUCUUAAGCGGAAUCGUGAUAUAAAUGGAUUUCUAGUUUCAAAAUGUCACUCUGGCUGUUGGGGGGAGAGCUGUAUAAGAGUAUGGGGGAGGAAGCAACAGUGUUUUUGGGAGGCGGUGGCAGUCACCCUGGUGGGAGGAAGGUGGCUUCCGCUUGCCUGAAAGUGGUGAGGACAGAGACACUCUGGACUGGAGCGGGUAUUUUGCCUGGAUCAUGAAAAUGUGUUAGCCGUGCUUGUCCCCAGCUGUUGGUCUACUUUAAAGGAAUAAUACUACAUCUUAUAAAAUUUUAGUUAACCUUUAGACAUUGUUCAUACACCCCAGAGCGAAGUGUAAUUCAGGAAUCGCUUGAGUUAUUGGGUGGAUACAAAACCACCAACCUGGAAAAUUCAGGCCAGAAAUCCAUUUAGAGAGCUGAAAUGCUUGGUUCGGUUGUUUUCAUUGACACAUUAAUCUGAUUAUUUCCAGGAGCUCCCCUUCCUUGGCACUGUGCAAACACAGAUUUCAGUGCAGUGAAGCACAAUGAUUAGAUUAAUUUGGGGCAACGACCGGCAUUGUAUGUUCUUCUCACCCUCUUCAAGUAUAGGUAGUACGUUUUUAAUGUCUUUGAUAGCUUUGAUGCACACCCAUUCCUUUUACUCCUUUAAGACGGAAUGAAAUGCGGGGCGCCUGGGUGGUUCAGUCGGUUGAGCGUCCGACUUCGGCUCAGGUCACGAUCUCGCAGUCUGUGGGUUCCAGCCCCACGUCGGGCUCUGUGCUGACAGCUCAGAGCCUGGAGCCUGUUUCAGAUUCUGUGUCUCCCUCUCUCUCUCUCUGCCCCUCCUCCACUCACGCUCUGUCUCUAUCUCUCAAAAAUGAAUAAACAUUAAAAAGAAAAAAAAGAAUAAAAUGAAAAUCACCACACUGGUGUGACCAAGCUGGCUAUGCAGGUGCUUAUACCUAGAAGUGUGCAGCAACAGUCCUGCAGCGAGGAGACCCCUGAGCAGGAGCGGGGGGUGAGUCACGUCUGGCUGGCCAGCUAAUAUCUUGCCAUAUGAGCAAAGUAAAGCCAGGGGAGGCGCGAGUGCUUGUCCUCCCUGUGAAUGGGAAAACCACCUAGAACAGCUUCUUCCCAGAGGAUUGAGAAACGGGGGCGUAUCUUAAAUUGGAAAGAACUUGAAUCAGUAGAAUGUGCUAAAUACACACUGAGGGUGAAGGAGGAAGCUUUAAAUAGCUGAGCCAAUUAGUCUAAGUGUUGUAGUCAGCUGUCCCGCCCUUCCGGGAUUCUUUCACGGUGCCCUGUGCCUUAAAAAGAGAUAGCCUCCCCCCCCCCCCCCCCACCCCCAACCUUCAAUUAGGGACUCUAGAAGUUAGCUUCAAGAUCUUGUGAAGAUGAGAGCAAUUCUGUACAUUUCCUGUUUGAAAAGCAACAAAAGCCUGACUCUCCGUGGACAUCUGCUGCUUCUUGGAAUCCGAGGCGCAGAGGUCCGCCUGCUGAAAACUCACAUCGCUAUUUUUCAAGAAAAGAAGGAAAGCGGUAAAAUCCAGGUCUUAGGAGCAGUGACCCAAUCUACUUAAAAUGUAUUUGAGGGAUCCAUCUUGGGUUUUAGAAGCGCAGAGGACUCAAAACAAGAUACAAUUCAAAGAGGAUCAGCCUCUCAUAAGAUGGGAGAUGUUAUCAGAAGUCCAAGGGCUCUGAGAACUUUACAGAUUGGAAUUCUGGGUAAUAGGUUGGCUGUUUCUUUGGCGCUCAUACCUAGUUUUUAACCCUUCUCCCCGGCUUUGUCAUUUGGAAUGGAACAGUAAGGGAGAAUAGAAGCCAAAGUUUCAGCGUAAGGAGGAGGCAAAACUAGAUUGAGAAACAACAGGUAACAAGCCACUGGGGGGAAAGGAAAAGUCACUGUGAAAGGUGUAAAAUUUAAGAACAGCGUACUCUACUAGAAAGAGGGGUGUUUUCUCCCCAGGAGCCAGGAGUUCUAAAUCCCUAUGGUACCAAUGUGUGUAAUUCAUUUUCUUCUCCUUCAGUUGAGGGGUGGUCUUGAUCAUGCUCAUGCUUAAUUAAGCCUUGGGUACUGUUCUUUUUCACUACCACACUGCAGUAUAAUAUUGCAGAUCACAGAACUGGUGACUAGACAAAACUAGGACCUUAGGGCUAGAAAACUGGAGCCACGGUUACGUUUCAGCCCGGGCACACGCUUCCCAAGCCAGUAUUCAAAGUGCCAGCUUUGGACAUGCAAAGCCACGGCUCCCUGGAUCCCCGAAGAUGGCUAAGCUGCGAAAGUGACUUUCCUACUCUUCUUUGCCAGGUUGCCUGGUGCCUAAAAGAGAAAAACUGUUGCCCCAAAGUGAACUCCACCCCCAAGGGUCUUCUUGCCAUCAUUUAAUAACAAAAUCACCUCUCAACAUAUAAAUAGUAGAACUUCUAGUUAAAAGUUGGAAACCAAUCUUUCUAGAAGUUUAUAGUUUUUUUAACAUUUAUUUUUGAGGGAGAGAGAGAGAGAGCGAGCGAGCAGGGGAGGGGCAGAGAGAAGAGGGAGACACAGAAUCCGAAGCAGGCUCCAGGCUCUGAGCUGUCAGCACAGAGCCUGACACGGGGCUCGAACUCACGGACUGCGAGAUCAUGACCUGAGCCGAAGUCGGACCCUCAACCAGCUGAGCCACCCAGGCGCCCCUAGAAGUUUAUAAAAAUCACAUCAGCUGUACCACUUAGGUUAUGUAAAAUGCAAUGCCUUGAGGUAAAGGUCUUCAGCUGCCCACAGACAUGGCAGGUAAGCUCUAACACAUAUAAAAAGCAGGCUGGCAUUGAGGGAAACGGGAUGAAUAGAGAGAUCUGUACAAACACACUCAGAGUUAGGACUGUGGAUUCACCCGCAGCAUCACACUGGAGGUGAGGAGGUCUGUGGCCCAGUGUAGCUAGGUGACAGGUGGAUUCCAGCAACGGGGCGGGCUGCUGUCUCAUAGGAUGCCGGCCUGAAGGUUGGAUCAGGUGAGAGAGGUGGAAACUUGGGCAGGUGUCAUGGAGCGUGUGAAGAAAAACUAAAGACACCACCAGGAAGGAGGAGGCAUCCUUAGGGGGAAGCUUGAAUUCUUCUACUGCUCUCGGGAACUCCAGAGAGCAAGGAAGUUGAAAAGACUCAGGACACUCGGGUCAUCUAUAACAGGGGCUUUUUUGAUGUCAGAAAUUAAAGCUUCUGGAUAUAUGUAUAUGUGUGUGCGUGUGUGUGUGUGUGUGUGUGUGUGUGUGUGUGUGUGUAUAU
Molecule: messenger RNA, 18155 nt
Organism: Panthera uncia (snow leopard)
Lineage: Eukaryota; Metazoa; Chordata; Mammalia; Carnivora; Felidae
Gene: RUNX2
Product: RUNX family transcription factor 2
Exons: 8
Coding region: 47-1288 (413 amino acids)
Biological process (GO): neuron differentiation; regulation of cell differentiation; hemopoiesis
Cellular component (GO): nucleus
Molecular function (GO): DNA-binding transcription factor activity, RNA polymerase II-specific; RNA polymerase II cis-regulatory region sequence-specific DNA binding; ATP binding
Source: RefSeq, a predicted model, not a curated record